This is a messenger RNA of Phytophthora sojae, 672 nucleotides long. RefSeq lists its product as hypothetical. Lineage: Eukaryota; Oomycota; Peronosporomycetes; Peronosporales; Peronosporaceae. The transcript has a single exon. The record is from RefSeq and is a predicted model, not a curated record. The annotation marks the transcript as partial.
AUGCGCGGCGCCAGAGCCGAGGCCGACGCGCGACUGCGCGCGCAAGUCGACUUCUACGCCCGGCUGCGCAGAUCCAUCUUCGUCAACGGCGAGUCGCUUGGCGUCACUGCCCUCGACGAUGUGGCCGUGGCCGUGCUGGCCGACGACACGCUGUUGCCCGCGCCCGACCGCUUCGCUGUUCAAGCUGUUCCUGCACCCGCGACCAAGCGUCCGGCCGCUUUGAGCGCUGAUGACCAGAACGCCCCCGCCGCCAAGAAGCAGCGCAAGAGCUCGCGCACCCCGCAGUACCUGUUCGACUUACCGGACACCUGCCACCGCGACGUUCAGCGAGACGUCGAGAAGCUAGUCAAGGCCGCCGCCAAGCAGGACAAGACCCCGCCGCGAGCAGCGUACCCCUGGACCAGGCAGCGCGCCUGGUACGACCCGGAAGAGUUUCCGGAGCUCCACCUGAUGCACUGGCGCUACUACAUGCGCCACCGUGACACGUUCUUCGACUGUGCGCUGUACGCUCGCCGCCGCGACCAGCUCAACGCGAACCAAGGCCGCCUCGUGCUGGUGAGUGUGAACGUCUGCCUCUUCGGCUGGUACGGCUUCCUCGACCGCUUCGAGAACACCGUUCACGACAACCUCAUGUGGCUCGGAGGCAAGGCCGCCAAGCGUUCCGUGUUGGCC